Molecule: messenger RNA, 3736 nt
Organism: Carassius gibelio (silver crucian carp)
Lineage: Eukaryota; Metazoa; Chordata; Actinopteri; Cypriniformes; Cyprinidae
Gene: dnm2b
Product: dynamin 2b
Exons: 20
Coding region: 199-2889 (896 amino acids)
Cellular component (GO): cytoplasm; microtubule; membrane
Molecular function (GO): GTP binding; GTPase activity; microtubule binding
Source: RefSeq, a predicted model, not a curated record
UGCUGACCGGAUGGAAAAACUUUCUCCAUGAGCUUUUCUCUGUCUCUGUGUGACAACCGGAGUUUGAGUUCUUGGAUCGUUUUUUUUGCGUCCAGGCGCUUUAUUUUUGGCCGAGCGCGCGGUAAGUGCGUGAUGAAGUGAUCGGCGGAGUUUCUCAGGAGUUUGUAGUGAAGAAAGUGAGUCAUCAUCAUCAUCAUCAUGGGGAACCGCGGGAUGGAGGAGCUGAUCCCCCUCAUCAACAGACUGCAGGACGCCUUCAGCUCCAUCGGCCAGAGCUGUCACCUGGAGCUGCCGCAGAUCGCGGUGGUGGGCGGCCAGAGCGCCGGGAAGAGCUCGGUGCUGGAGAACUUCGUGGGCAGGGACUUCCUGCCGAGAGGAUCGGGCAUCGUCACUCGCAGGCCUCUGAUUCUGCAGCUGGUGAACAGUAAAGCAGAAUACGCAGAGUUCCUGCACUGUAAGGGCCGUAAGUUCCUGGACUUUGAUGAGGUUCGUCAGGAGAUCGAGGCCGAGACGGACCGACUCACCGGAUCUAAUAAAGGAAUCUCUCCGGUGCCCAUCAACCUGCGUGUGUACUCUCCAAACGUGUUGAACCUGACGCUGAUCGAUCUGCCCGGGAUGACGAAGGUGGCAGUGGGAGACCAGCCGGUGGACAUCGAGUACCAGAUCCGAGACAUGCUGCUGCAGUUCAUCUGCAAAGAGAGCUGCCUGAUCCUCGCUGUCACGCCGGCCAACUCCGACCUCGCCAACUCUGACGCGCUGAAGAUCAGCAAAGAGGUGGACCCUCAGGGUCUGCGCACCAUCGGUGUGAUCACCAAACUGGAUCUGAUGGACGAAGGGACGGACGCCAGAGACAUCCUGGAGAACAAGCUGCUUCCUCUGCGCAGAGGUUAUAUUGGUGUGGUGAACCGCAGUCAGAAGGACAUCGACGGCAGGAAGGACAUCAAAGCUGCACUCGCUGCUGAGCGGAAGUUCUUUCUGUCCCAUCCGGCCUACAGACACCUGGCCGAGAGAAUGGGCACACCGUACCUGCAGAAGACCCUCAACCAGCAACUGACGAAUCACAUCCGUGACACUCUGCCUGCGCUGCGCAGUAAACUGCAGUCUCAGCUGCUGUCGCUGGAGAAGGAGGUGGACGAGUACAAGAACUUCAAACCAGACGAUCCAGCGCGCAAAACCAAAGCCCUGCUGCAGAUGGUGCAGCAGUUCGGCGUGGACUUCGAGAAGCGCAUCGAGGGCUCUGGAGAUCAGGUGGACACUCUGGAGCUCUCCGGCGGAGCGAGGAUCAACCGCAUCUUCCACGAGCGCUUCCCGUUCGAGCUCGUUAAGAUGGAGUUUGACGAGAAGGAGCUGAGGAGGGAGAUCAGUUACGCCAUCAAGAACAUUCAUGGAGUCAGGACGGGGCUCUUCACCCCUGACAUGGCCUUCGAGGCCAUUGUGAAAAAGCAGCUGAUAAAGCUGAAGGAGCCGUGCCUCAAAUGCAUUGACCUGGUGAUCCAGGAGCUCAUCAACACGGUCAGGCAGUGCACGCUGAAGUUGAACUCAUAUCCUCUUUUGAGAGAAGAGACGGAGAGAAUCGUCACCACCUACAUCAGAGAGAGAGAAAGCAAAACUAAAGACCAGGUGAUGCUGCUGAUCGACAUCGAGCUCUCCUACAUCAACACAAACCACGAGGACUUCAUCGGCUUUGCCAAUGCGCAGCAGCGGAGCGCCGCCGUCACUAAGAAGAGAGCCAUGCCCAACCAGGUACAACACACACAUUCACAAACUGAGCCGAGAGCUGAUUGGUCUGUCCCUGUUGCUCAUUAUCAUAUCCCCGCCCCCUCGGUUCAGGUGAUCAGGCGCGGUUGGCUCACCAUCAACAUCAGCAUAAUGAAGGGCGGAUCCAAGGACUACUGGUUCAUCCUGACCGCAGAGUCUCUGUCCUGGUACAAGGAUGAGGAGGAGAAAGAGAAGAAGUUCAUGCUUCCUCUGGAUAACCUGAAGCUCAGAGACGCUGAGAAGGGCUUCAUGUCCACCAAACCCACCUUCGCCAUCUUCAACACCGAGCAGAGGAACGUGUAUAAAGACCUGCGGCAGAUCGAGCUGGCCUGCGACUCUCAGGAGGAGGUGGACAGCUGGAAAGCAUCCUUCCUGCGGGCGGGAGUCUAUCCUGAGAAAGACCAGCCGGAGAACGAGGAAGGUGUUCCCGCCGACUCUCUCUCCAUGGAUCCUCAGCUGGAGCGGCAGGUGGAGACCAUCAGGAACCUGGUGGAUUCUUACAUCGGCAUCGUCAACAAGAGCAUCCGAGACCUGAUGCCCAAGACCAUCAUGCACCUGAUGAUCAACAGCGCGAAGGAGUUCAUCUACUCGGAGCUGCUGGCGUUUCUGUACUCGUCUGGUGAUCAGAGCAGUCUGAUGGAGGAGUCUACUGAACAAGCGCAGCGGCGUGACGAGACGCUCCGCAUGUAUCACGCUCUCAAAGAGGCGCUGCACAUCAUCGGAGACAUCAGCACCAGCACCGUAUCUGUACCUGUGCCUCCACCUGUGGACGACACCUGGAUCCAGAAUGACCCCAGUCCUCCAUCGCAACGUAAACCAUCCUCAGGCUCAGCUCCGCCCCCUGGCCGCCCCCCUGCAGUGCGAGGCCCCACCCCCGGUCCUCCAGCUCCUCCUCCUCUUAACCCCUCCCCUGCAUUCGUAGCUCCGCCUGUUCCAUUCAGGCCCAGCCCUCCUCCAGUCAGUGCUAAUGUGUUUGGGAGUGGCUCGCUGGAGGCUCCGCCCCCUCAGGUGCCAUCUCGCCCUGCCCGCGUGCCGCCCGCUCUGCCGCCCGGCAUACCCAGCAGGAGGCCUCCAGCGGCUCCGAACCGGCCCACUAUAAUCAGACCGUCAGAGCCGUCUCUGCUGGACUGAAGAGGAUCCAGAACACAGCAGCUUUAGCAGAGAGCGCCAAAGACAACUACAACACACACACAAGUGUCAUAGUUCAAAAAGGGCUACUCAUUGCUUCAUUGACACAUGAUAUCUGAUACUCUUCCGAGCUUUUUUUCCAAGUAGUAAUACUAACAAGACAUAUAAAGAUUGAGUUAAGCAUUUUCACAUAUGUAUUAUGAGAUGAUGAUUUCAGGGGAUUUGUUUGGGAGUAAACGUGUGAUUCAGACGUCAUAUAGUGAAGCACAGGUCUGUUCAUUUCACACACGUGUCAUUAACACACAAUCAUGUUUACAGACUAAACCUUGACUGACCGCACUAAGGAAACACUUUAUUAACAUUCCCAACGAAGACAGCAGACAGUAUUGUCAGUUUUAUCAUUUUGAACACUUAUUAUAGUAUAAACGACACUAACUACAGAAACCUUGUCUUAAUACAAACACAGAAUACUGUGUUCAUUAACACAAUGUACUUUGAUCUUAUUUAAUACACUUCUCAAUAUUUGACCAUUUUAUUAAGUAAUUGUAGAAGUGAGGCUUGUUUUCAGAGAGGUUUAUUUCUCGCAGUUAAACCGUCUUGUUCAGCUUCGCUUACUACAUUGAUUUGGUUCAUAGAUGUUUAGAUAGUUUUAACUCAUUAGGGAAUGACUUUAUAUUGUGUAUAUCUAACAUGAGAUCUUUCUUUCAUCUGUUCAUCGCUCUUCAUUUAUUGUCUCUGUCGCUCGUUUUGUUUUUCAAGACACUUCGCAAGAACUGCGAACAAAAGCAUGCUUAACCAAAAUGUAAUGAUGAUUAUUAUUACCAAUAAAAGGUCAAUUUGUUUAGCUAAA